GCCAGGCGCGGUGGCUCACCCUGUAAUCCCAGCACCUAGGCGAGCGGAUCAUUUGAGGCCAGGCGUUCGAGACCAGCCUGACCAACAUGGUGAAACCCCGUCUCUACUAAAAAUACAAUAACUUGCCGGGCGUGGUGGCUGGUGCCUGUAGUCCAAUCUACUCGGGAGACUGAUGCACGACUAUCGCUGGAACCCGGGGGCCGGAGGUUGCAGUGAGCCGAAAUCGUGCCACUGCACUUCAGCCUGGGCGACAGAGCAAGACUACCUCAAAAAAUAAAAAUAAAAUGGGCUAUGGAUUGAGCCGGUUACAGGUUGUGUGGUGCUUGCUAGGCCCCUAACUUUACAGAUUUGGCCUUGGACCCUCUCUACCUCUGUACAACGAUCGUGUUGGACUAAAAGAAUCUCUCAGCGAACUCUUCUCCAAUACUGACUUCAUACUAGGUCAGCAGGAUCACAGCGAAGGAACCCUGCGCGAAAUCGCGGAGGUCGGCUGCAAGAAAAGCACUGCAGCUUCAGGGCGCAUGCGCAUUUCCCCUCCUUGCCGGUUUUCCGGGUCUCUACGAGUGGCUGCCCCACAAAAUGCCUGCUUCUCUGCAGCAUCCCACUGUUCUUCACAUGCUCUCUAAUAUCACCUUUUCAUAUCCACUUUCUCCUCCAUGUUGAAAAAAAUAAAUUGACAGACUAGAUCCUGCAAAGAUCUUUGGACAUUUAAAUAUCUUGGACCGGCGCGGAAAGAGGCGGCCUGACCUUGGAAGUGGGACGGGGUCCUGCAGUGGGUCCUUCCGGGGGGGUGACAUUCAACUGGCCGUUCGGGGCGACGGACUUUCCAUUCCAGAACCAUGGCCCAAUUUAUCCGUAACCUUGUGGAGAAGACCCCGGCGCUGGUGAACGCUGCUGUGACUUAUUCGAAGCCUCAGUUGGCCACAUUUUGGUACUACGCCAAGGUUGAGCUGAUUCCUCCCACCCCUGCUGAGAUCCCUAGAGCUAUUCAGAGCCUGAAAGAAAUAGUCAAUAGUGCUCAGACUGGUAGCUUCAAACAACUCACAGUUAAGGAAGCUGUGCUGAAUGGUUUGGUGGCCACUGAGGUGUUGAUGUGGUUUUAUGUCGGAGAGAUCAUAGGCAAGCGUGGCAUCAUUGGCUAUGAUGUUUGAAGACCAAUCUUUAACAUCUGGUUAUAUUUGAUUUAUUAUUUGAGUGUUGUUGGACCACGUGUGAUCAGACUGCUAUCUGAAUAAAAUAAGAUGUGUUAAAAAUCA
Molecule: messenger RNA, 1256 nt
Organism: Cebus imitator (Panamanian white-faced capuchin)
Lineage: Eukaryota; Metazoa; Chordata; Mammalia; Primates; Cebidae
Gene: ATP5MG
Product: ATP synthase membrane subunit g
Exons: 4
Coding region: 840-1151 (103 amino acids)
Biological process (GO): proton motive force-driven ATP synthesis
Molecular function (GO): proton transmembrane transporter activity
Source: RefSeq, a predicted model, not a curated record